Molecule: messenger RNA, 1605 nt
Organism: Fundulus heteroclitus (mummichog)
Lineage: Eukaryota; Metazoa; Chordata; Actinopteri; Cyprinodontiformes; Fundulidae
Gene: tmem59
Product: transmembrane protein 59
Exons: 8
Coding region: 75-1052 (325 amino acids)
Biological process (GO): positive regulation of autophagy
Cellular component (GO): lysosome; late endosome
Source: RefSeq, a predicted model, not a curated record
AGAUUACAGUCUCGGUUACGGCGGACGGGGAAAGAGAAGUGCAGUUGUUUGUUUGGGUUUUUUUUACAGGCAAAAUGGGAACCCUUUCUUUCUUUGGCUAUGUUUUGGGACUAUAUGUCCUAAUCGCUUGCACAUUAGCGUCCUCGGACGUGUUUAACAGCGUUCUGGGAAGCACCGCAUCCUGCCAUAAGUCAUGCGGAAUGACAUACAGUUUGCACACGUAUCCACGGGAGGAGGAACUAUACGCCUGUCAGAGAGGCUGCCGUCUGUUCUCCAUUUGCCACUUCGUCCGUGACAGCGACGAUUUGAAUCAGACCAAAUCUGAGUGUGAAUCAACCUGUCGGGAAGCCUACGCCCAGCCUGAUGAGCAGUACGCGUGCAACAUGGGCUGCAACAACCAGCUUCCAUUUGCGGAGCAGCGUCAAGAUCAGUUGGAGGCCAUGAUGCCGAGGAUUCAUCUCCUCUAUCCCCUGACUUUGGUCAGAGGCUUUUGGGAUGACGUAAUGAGUCAGGCCCACAGCUUCAUCACUUCCACCUGGACGUUCUACCUUCAGGCUGAUGAUGGAAAAGUUGUUAUUUUCCAGUCCGAACCGCAGGUUAGGAUUUUCUCCCACAUUGAACUGGACAAUGAUUUUAAGGAGGAGCCUCAGAAGAGCUUCCAUGAGCUGAGCAGUCCUAUUUACAAAGAAUACCAUCGCACUUUAAUCCAAGAGAGAGACAGAGACCUGUCUGGCGAGCGCAGCUAUGACGACGGAUACAACCUUUUCAGCUGCCUGUCAAGGAACCCCUGGCUGCCUGGGUGGAUCCUAACGACCACUUUAAUUCUGUCUGUGAUGGUCCUGAUCUGGAUCUGCUGCGCUACUGUGGCAACUGCUGUGGAUCAAUACGUACCUGCUGAGAAACUGAGCAUCUAUGGGGACAGUCACUACAUCAAAGAGCAGAAACUGACUCCUUACCCAGCAUCCUCUCUGAUUAUCAUCACCUCCAAGGGCCCAGAGGAAGAGGCUGGGCCACUUCCCUCCAAGGUGAACCUGGGACAGUCCAAUAUCUAGAAACCACAGCUGCACUCCCGAAUGAACCUUCUUCUUGAUUUAAUAAUUUUCAGUUUCUUUUUUUUUUUCUUUAUCCUCCCAUUUAAGGCCUGAGUUGGUUGUGGUCUCAGCAGAACUUUCAGAUCAUUCAGUGUUAACUGAUUUGUCCUUGCUUUAUUCAAAUCUUAAGUUGGAGUGAUUCAAACUUUUUUUUCUGUAUAAUUGUGACAUAAUGGUAUAUUGAGGGUAAUAAAGGAAUAAAAUGUUUUAAGAUUUUUCCUGCAGGUUUGGUGUGUGCUUUAGUUUUCUGUCGGUGUGUGUUUUUUAUUGAAUGUAAUGAUCUGACUUGAAGUGAUGCAGGUUUUUACCCAAAUGCACAAUGUUUUUGGAAAUGUAGGUCGCGUGCAUACUGCCGACUCUAUUUUGUUAACAUGUUGGUAUUGCUGUGACAUCCUGAUCCGUUUUACAGUAAAAGUCUGUGCUUCUAAUUAAAUGAGAUGGUACAUGCGGUUGAGUCUUUUCUGCUUCGCUGUUUGUUUACUUAGUAAUAAGAAUAAAGUACAGCUCUGUCAAA